Molecule: messenger RNA, 756 nt
Organism: Seminavis robusta
Lineage: Eukaryota; Bacillariophyta; Bacillariophyceae; Naviculales; Naviculaceae
Source: the annotation of a GenBank genome assembly
AUGGCCAAGAGACGAUCCAAACGCAAAGCCACCGUGCUGGAAUCGCUUCUGGAGGGUGUGGCCGCAUCCGCAAUUCCAAAGAGGGUACCUUUGGGAUUCGUUUGCGGUUAUCCACUGAAUGGUGGGGAGUUAUACGGAGGAUCCAUGUUCAUAAAGUCCGCGGCAAAUGAUACUUUGCAAGGCAAGGCCAUCCAGGCGGUGAAUGAAAAGUGGGGUGAAGAUUUUAGACAAUGGGGAGGUCACGAGACUAUAGGAAUCCCUGUCUGCAAGAAGAAGUAUUCUCCAUUCUCCUUCAAAAUUGUCAGGCAUGAAACAGAGGACAGCGACUGUUCGGAUGACGAGGAGGAACAACAACAACAAAAACGACGACGGCCACGAUUUGAGGUUGUAGUCGAUCGACGAUUUGGAUGCAAACUUCAUUCGUGUUGUCGAAAGAAUGUCAUUGAGAAAUACGGAGUGCGCAAGGGCUGGGAGCCCUUUGGCCAAUGGUCCAUGAAGAAAGCAUUGGAAUUGGCACGAAAAGAAACAGAGAGACUGAACCAACGUUCGGAAGUCUCUGGGUCAUCUUCUGCUAGUUCCGACUGCAAUACUUCUUCUUCGGAAGAUUGGACUUCUUCGGAUGACGAACGAAUAUCCAACAACAAUUCACUGCUUUCCAUGUGUAAUAAUGGCACAUGCACGUGGAAAGUCAAAGCAAAAUACGACAAUAUCUAUGCCGAAGUUACGGGCAGAUCGGAGUCUGAUGACGAAGAAUAG